AUGACGGUUAUGAAUCUAAAAACUAAGCUUUCUAGUUUGUGGAAAUCUAUUGGAAAAUGGGGGAUAACUUCUCUUGGCAAGGGAUACUUUGAAUUCUCGUUCUCAUCUAUUGAAGACGUGAGGAGGGUCAGGUCCUUUACUUCUUGGAAUCUUAACCCGGGCUUUCUCAAGCUGUUCCCAUGGAGUAAAGACUUCAAUCCGUGUUUUCUCAAACACUCUUCAGCGCAGGUCUGGAUUAGAAUACAUGGUUUGCCGCAGGAAUAUUGGAGACCGAAAAUUGUGUUUGCCAUUGCUAGCAGUGUGGGCACUCCACUAUGUACUGAUUCUGCAUCUAACAAAAAUUGCUUUGAAAGACCGUUUGGCCAUUUUGUGAGGGUUCUGGUUGAUCUAGAGUUGUCACAAGAACUUAGAUACAAGGUUUUGGUUGAAAGGAAAGGUGGUGGUGCCUUGGAAGGGGAAAAACCUCAAGGGAAAAAGAUGACUAAGAAGGUUUAUUCGCAGGUGGUCAAGGAGAAUGGUGCGCAACAAACUUUGCAGGGGGCCCCAGAGAUCCCAUCCGAGGUCAAUCGCAAAGGAAAGGGCGUGGUUGAAGAUGUUACUAAUGAUAAGGACACAUGUAUUGAGCAUGAUAUUGCACAUAUCGCUCAGCAAAACAUGGAGCUUGGGGAAACCUCUAGAGUAGUUAAUAUUGUGAAUACUAUUUUGGAAGUUUUGGCUCAACCAGUUACUCUGGCUGAAGAGGAAGAUAUAGAUUCAGAAUCUAUGGACUCUAGCUUUGUAGCAGCUACUGUCACUAGCGGGGAGGUAGAGGCCCCCGACUGCAACCCUCUGUUGGGUCCUGUUCAGCAGGACGCGGCUUUCCAGGACACUUCAUGGCAUAACUUAGCUAAUGCGGAGAUUGAGAGACAAGGCAUUGGAGAUAAUAGACCAACAGUAGCAGUGGAAGAUGAUGGUUUUCAACAGGUUAGAUCAAAAUCAAAGUCUAGGAGGAAAUCACAGAGGAAUAAUUCUAUAAAGAAUGGUUACAGCACUAGGUCAAGACCUGGUAGUGCGCAAAAUUCACCAUGA
Messenger RNA from Vicia villosa (hairy vetch), 1068 nucleotides. RefSeq lists its product as uncharacterized. Bases 1 to 1068 code for a protein of 355 amino acids. The record is from RefSeq and is a predicted model, not a curated record. NCBI's taxonomy places the organism in Eukaryota, Viridiplantae, Streptophyta, Magnoliopsida, Fabales, Fabaceae. The transcript has 2 exons.